ACAUGUGGCACUUGCGCAACUCCCCUCCAAGCAGCCUGUGAUCGGCCUAUUUAAAGGAUGCCCGGUGUGGGAUGGAGACACACAACCUCCAUCCUCCGUCCUCCAUCCUCCAUCCUGGUCCCUCUCCGUCCUCCAGCCUCUGAGCGCUCUCCAAGCACAUGAAGACGGACGGAGGGACGCAGACGUUCGGCGGCAGGAAGCAGAGUCUGAUCGAGGAUGCUCGGCGGGAGCGCAGCGGCUCGUCGGGCUCCCCGGGGCCCUCCCGGUACGGAGACGGCUUCGUGUUCGAGGAGAAGCAGGGCAGAGUCACCGUGAACGUCCUGUUCGCCCUCAGCGGGGGCAAGAACGCAGGGUUCUUCAAAACGGGCAAAAUAUUUGAGACGUUUGAAGCCAAACUCCUCCACAUCGAGAGUCGACCAGGCAGGAAGUCGAAGAACAGCACGACUGACCUGGAGUUCUUCAUGAAGUGUGAAGUUCACAGCUCCGACCUGGACGUGUUCAUCAACUCUCUGAAGAGAGUAGCUGAUGAUGUCCGCUCCAUACCGGAGGAAAAGGUUCCCUGGUUUCCCCGACAGAUAAAAGACCUCGACAGAUGCAACAUGCUAAUAACCAAAUUUGAUCCGGACAUGGACCAGGACCAUCCGGGAUACAACGAUUCAGAGUACAGAAAAAGACGGGCUGCCAUCUCUGAGCUGGCCUUCAGAUACAAACAAGGAGAGCCGCUGCCCACCGUGGAGUACACAGCAGAGGAAAUCUCAACAUGGCGGCAGGUUUACCAGCAGCUGCGCAGUAUUUACCCCAGUCUGGCCUGCAGACAGUUCCUGGACGGCCUGCAGCAGCUGGAGAAGGAGUGCGGCUAUGGGGACGAACAAAUCCCUCAGCUCCGAGAGAUCUCUGCCUUCCUGAAAGAGAAAACUGGUUUCCAGCUGCGUCCAGUCGCCGGCCUGCUGUCAGCCAGAGAUUUCCUCGCCAGUUUGGCCUUCAGGGUGUUUCAGUGCACUCAGUACAUCCGACACUCCUCUGCACCCAUGCACUCCCCUGAACCAGACUGCUGUCAUGAACUACUCGGCCAUAUUCCCAUGCUGGCAGAUAAAGAAUUUGCCCAGUUUUCCCAGGAGAUUGGACUUGCCUCACUUGGAGCUUCAGAUGAGGACAUUGAGAAACUGUCAACGCUGUACUGGUUUACUGUGGAGUUCGGCCUCUGUAAGCAGAAUGGAGCGGUGAAAGCUUACGGCGCUGGACUGCUCUCCUCUUACGGAGAGCUGGUUUACGCUCUGUCAAACGAACCAGAGUACAAACCCUUCAGCCCCGAGGAGACGGCGGUGCAGCCCUACCAGGACCAGACCUACCAGCCCGUUUACUUCGUGUCCGAGAGCUUUGAGGACGCAAAGAUCAAGCUGAGGAAAUACUCUGCCAACAUCAAGCGGCCCUUUGCAGUCCGCUACGACCCCUUUACCUGCAGCGUGGAGGUUCUGGAUCAGCCCAGGAAGAUCCAAAAUGCCCUGAGCCAGAUGAGAGAAGACCUGAAGACUCUCCACAGCGCCUUGGAGAAGCUCAGCUCAUCUUAAAACCAGGAACAGAGAUGAGAAAGUUAUACAUUGGUGGAAAAGAAGCUUUCAGACACCCUUAAAAUUUGACACAAUCUCAAAUAUUAGCAUGAAAUAUUUUUGGAAAAAUCUUUUCUGGGGUUUCGAAAGGUGUGCCUGCAUUAGACAGACACAAACAAAUACAAAUUAUAUAUUUUUUGGUUUAUUGUUUACAAGAAUAACUGUAUUCUUGACAGUUUCAGUUUCAGUUUUCAAAGUCAGCAAAUAACAGAGAAUGUGUUCAAACCUGGACAAAAAAAUGAAUAAACCAUCACAUCAUCAAAUUAAUAUUUAGUAGUCUUGCCAUUAGCAGCAGUAGAGCUCUAAUCCUGACUGGCAUGUUCCUCACAAGCCUUUCACACUGUAGAUUCUGUAGAACUUUCAAAUGUGCUGGUUUAUAUAGACACGAAGCACGGCAACAAAAAUUGCGUCUUUUAUGAAAAAGUACGACCUUCAUUAGAGGAUCACUGGUACCAAAAUGACCCAAUACUCAAAAUUUCUUCAUCAAUUUUCAGUUUUUAAUGCCUUUUGUAGGAUUUGUUUAGUAUUUUGGCUGUGACUAUACUAAUAGAGAUUGCACUUGAAGACCUAAGAGUGAUUCUUUUUGCAAUAUUUCACAAAUGCACGGGGUGUCUGACAACUUUUUCCACCAUUGUACAUGCAGAGACGUGACCGGACAUUUGACCUGUGUAGAGUAAACUCUGUACAUGAGAUCAACACAGAAAAUCACCAUGUAGUCGGGUUAGUGAGCGUCCACUGGGACAUUUACUGGUGUGUAUAAUGUAUUAUGUAAAGAAAUAAACAUUUAUUUUCAUGA
This is a messenger RNA of Amphiprion ocellaris (clown anemonefish), 2403 nucleotides long. RefSeq names its product tyrosine hydroxylase 2 (gene th2). The transcript has 12 exons. Gene Ontology annotation, biological process: dopamine biosynthetic process from tyrosine. The coding region runs from base 159 to 1568 and encodes 469 amino acids. Gene Ontology annotation, cellular component: perikaryon; cytoplasm; axon. The record is from RefSeq and is a predicted model, not a curated record. Gene Ontology annotation, molecular function: tyrosine 3-monooxygenase activity; iron ion binding. Lineage: Eukaryota; Metazoa; Chordata; Actinopteri; Pomacentridae.